Molecule: messenger RNA, 3242 nt
Organism: Neodiprion virginianus
Lineage: Eukaryota; Metazoa; Arthropoda; Insecta; Hymenoptera; Diprionidae
Gene: ogre
Product: innexin inx1
Exons: 4
Coding region: 962-2053 (363 amino acids)
Cellular component (GO): gap junction; plasma membrane
Molecular function (GO): gap junction channel activity
Source: RefSeq, a predicted model, not a curated record
AGUGGGGGGCCCAGGGUUUACCCCCCACCCCACACUUCUCCACUCCUCGUCAGCUGCUGCCGCCGAAGAGUGCUGCGUACGAACGCCAACACGAUUCAGCUACUAGUAAGGCGCAAAGAGAAUACACGAGAAGGAUAAAUCGCCCGAGACGAUCGGACGGUCGAGUUACUUCGUACUUAUUGGGUCGAUGUUCCAGUUCGGUACAGUGUCUCGGUGUUGUUGUUGUUGUGAUUGUGAUAACCGGAAUUCGCGGGUUCGGCUCGGGUCGGCGAUCGAAUCGGAAUAAAAACAAUCGGCGAACCCGUUUAAAGGCGAGGAAAAAAAGCCGAAGAAAAGGUCCCGACGAUCGCUCGAUAAAGCAGAGAUCGUUCUCGAGCAAGGUUCGCUGCACCGUAUGCACUGUAUGCAUUCUCUGCAUACGAAUACGCGCAGGGGUUGACGGCGAGGAUAGAUAAUUGAGAUGAUGAGCGGAAACUCGGCAAACGAACGCUGAGGAGCGCCGCUGGAAAUAAGGACCGGAGUCACUGCGUCGAUAGAAAAGAUUCGUUAUCGUUAUUUUGAAAGUCGGGGACCUAACGGUGCAACGUUAUACACAGUUUCUCUAUUAGCGCACGGCGCGUUGAAAGGUUUGAUCCAACUGCAAACUCGAGGUGGUAAAACGGCGAUGGCGCGAAACUGACCUGUUUUUUAUAUUUAGGAUUAAAAUUGCGACGAUUCGUACGUCGUCGAGUGUCAAUUGUUUCAUUGUUCGAAAAUUCUAUUCGACACAGCUCCGCGAUUUUCGCCCAGCGAACGAAUUCUCUCAACGAAUUUCCGACAUCGGCGGACGUUGAAGUCUCCCAAAUUCGAACCUGAUCACAGGCGAGAUUUGCGCCUCUGACGUAAGGAAAAUUUCAAGAGUGUCUACCCGAUGUGGGAUAGUUUCUAACCUCAAAAACGCUACGAUCAUACGUCAUACACCAUGUACAAGCUACUGGGUGAUUUGAGGGGGUAUCUGAAAUGGCAGGACAUAACAACGGACUCGAUGGUAUUCCGGAUGCACAACAUAUUCACAACGGUUCUGCUCCUCACUUUUUCGCUCAUCAUCACCGCCACCCAAUACGUGGGCAAUCCGAUCGCUUGCAUAGUCGAAUCGGGCCUCCGUAAGAACGCGAUCAACACGUUUUGCUGGAUUACUUCGACAUUCACGAUGCCCGACGCUUUCAAUCGCCAGGUCGGCAAGGAAGUGGCUCAUCCUGGAAUCGGCAACGAUUUCAACGACGAAAGCGCUCGCAAGUACUACACCUACUAUCAAUGGGUUUGCUUCGUACUGUUCUUCCAGGCAAUAAUGUGCUACGUGCCUCAGUGGCUCUGGAACACCUGGGAAAAUGGUUUGAUGAGGAGCAUUGUCAUGGGGAUGAAUCACCAACUGUGCGACGAGAAGGAGAAGCUAAAGAAGAAAUCUGUCAUGAUGAAUUACAUCAUGAAACAUCGCACGACACACAUCAGUUACGUAUACCGGUACUACGCCUGCGAGGCGAUCUGCUUGCUGAACAUACUGCUCCAGCUCUACUGUAUGAACCGUUUCUUCGACGGUGAAUUUAUGGGCUACGGUCUCCGCGUUUUACAGUACGCGGACAAACCGCAGGAGGAACGUGUCGAUCCCAUGGUUUACAUAUUUCCACGCGUCACCAAGUGCAUAUUCCACAAGAUCGGUCCCAGUGGCUCGGUACAGAAACACGAUUCGCUGUGCAUCCUUCCGCUGAACAUCGUCAACGAAAAGACGUAUAUCUUCAUCUGGUUCUGGUACCUGAUACUUACGGUAUUGCUGGUCGGUCUGCUCGCCUAUCGGGCCGCAAUUAUUUUCGCACCCGCCAUAAGACCGCGCCUGAUGCACCUUGCGGCGCGUGGAACGUCGAAGGAAACUUGUCGGAGCGUAAGUCGAAAGACGGAUCUUGGAGAUUGGUGGCUGCUCUACUGUCUGGGUACGAAUUUAGACUCGAUCAUGUACAGGGAGAUUCUUCAGGAGCUGGCAAAAAAGUUGGGUGAUCAAAAUUCACAAGUAGUUGCUUAGCGGAAUAUAUUAUGUGUAUAUUUUAUUGCGCGAUGCGCUCUUAAAUGUCAAAGAGGCGAUUUCGGACGAGGGCUCGCCGUUUCGGUUAUAUUCGAACCCAAUCUUGAGUGAUUUCGUUUGCUUCUGGCCCUGGCCUAGCGUAAACAUUUUAUAGAUACUCCGGCAAAGCUUUACAGACCGUAUUGAUAUACUCUCUUGAACCUGUCAAUAUUUUUUUAUCGACCGCUCUACUCACUCAGAACUUUAUAGAUGAGACUUUAUCUGCCAUUCCGUGAUUCCUUUAUUCUAGUAGCUAGCAAAAGUUUCUUUUUACUUUAAGUUGCUGGUCGAGUGCUCGGCUAUCGUUUCUUUUUUUCUUCUUCAUAUUACCUUUUUCUCUGCUUAAAUCGGACGACGAUUUGUGUUCGUACGCAGGUACAUUUUUCAUCGCUUUAAAAACGUAUUUUUUAAACAUUUCAUUUCAUCACUGAAUUUUUUUUCCCUACUGACAAAUAUCCCAUGUCUGAUUUAGUUUUUACACGUCUUAUUCCUAAUCAACCGUGAAUCUCACGUGAAACUUUUAUGUGAUUUUUGUUCGUUUUGAAUUGUUGUUGUUUUAUUUUUGGGUUUCUUUUUUUUAAUUGAUUUUUCAAAAUCAUUAUAGGGUUUUCAGUUGAAUGGGGGUAUAAAAAAAGACUGAGAAAGUCUGAAAACUGCUCACUGAACAUAUGAUACCUUUGACUAUAGGUAUAACAGUUAUUAUGCAUUACGAUAUAAAUAUACAUAUAUAUAUAUAUAUAUCACAUACAGUAUUUUGAUAUUUUACAAAAAUUUUCUUACUAAAUUUUAGGCGGUCGCAUCGGACGCACUCGAUUUGACCGAUUUACAUAAUUAUUGUAGCAAAAUUGAGUGAUAUAGUGGAAGAAAGGUGUUUCAAAUCGGUAUGACUUCGAGGUGAAAUGUUGCAUAUAAAUCUAGUAUAUUGUAGUCUGUUUAAAACUUGGAGCUUGAGUGAAAUUCUAAGAUAUUGAUGUGUAUGAUUUUUUUUCUCCCUUUUAUUUCACUCAGUUUUCUUGGAGCUUUGUUCUCGUUUCAAUGAAUAUUCACAUAUCUAAUUAUAAUUUACGUACGAUUACAGUAAACAGUAUGAAAAGCCGUCGCGAUGACGGACUAUUUUAGUCGAUAAGCCUAAUUAAAUAUUGAAAUGGAA